AUGUUCAGCAAUAUUAAGCGCAAAUUAACUCACCCACGCCCAAAGCCUAAUUCUCCUACUGGUCAGUGCUUAACAAAAAAGGAUGAAGGAACUACAAAGAAAGACAGAGUUGAAUUCGUCAAACGAGAAGCAAAUCCGAAUGAGCCUUUAUCGUUACGUGAUACUUUUACAGAAUCUGAUUUUACUAAAACAACAACAAUAUCAUCUAUGCAUAAUGCGGUUACAUUGGAUGGUUGUGAUACAAAAAAUUUUGAUAAAUCUAACAAUAAAAAAUAUCCUUCAACCUUUAAUCAUCAUAAUAAUAAUAAUGAGACGGCUUCAGAAACAAUGAAUUCAUCUUUGCAUAAUAAUACAAAUAAUUCAAAAUGUCAAAAUAAUAAAACGGAUGAUGCAUGUAAGGCGUCGAUAACCACAACAAUGUCUAAUAAGUCUAAUUUCCAUAAAGAUUCCAUUGUUUAUUCCUCUCAGUUAGACAUUAGUAAUAAUAAUAAUACUAGCUCUCCUGGAAGUGAGAGUUUUCUUGGUAGUUUCGAUGGUUGUGGUAGUGGAGGUGGUGACGGUGGUCGUGGUGGUUCUUCCACCUCUUAUCUAUCACCUGCUUCAUCUUCCGCUAAAGAUUCAAAAACAGAAGAGGAUCUAGAAGAAGAAAAAUACUUGAACAAUAAUAAUAACAUUGACAAUUGUAACAAUAAAUCAAUAAUGAAAAACCACAAUUCUUACCAUCAUCAAUUGUCGUCUAGUCCUAAAAUUUUAACAACUCAUCUAAUACAAAAUAAAUUCAAUCCACAUCCACUAGCUACUAUUAAUCAAUCACUGAAUAUCACUACUAACAAUAAAACUCAUCAUAGUAAUGAUAAUAAUAAUAAUAAUAACGUGUGUAUUCAUAAAAAUGAAACUUGCAAUGUCUGUGAUCAAACUAGUAAUCAUUUAAAUAAUACUUGUAAUAUAAAUUGUAAAAUUAAUUCUACUCCGUCAGUUAAUGAAUCUCCUGUUUAUGAUAAUUGUAUACCAGAUAUUAUUAAUUCAAUAACGGCGACAACAAAUCAUCAUAAUCCAGUGAAAUUAUUGACUACUACGAACAAUUGUAAACAUUCACAACAUCAAUUACUGUCUAAUAAUAACAAUAAUAAUAAUAGUUUUAGGCAAAUAAAUAAUGAUCAUAUUCAUCAGUCACCACGUAUGACGACAUCAGCAACUAAUCAUAGUCCAGUUUUCACAAUGAAUGGUAUUAACAAACCUUGGAGUUCUGUAGAUGGUUAUAAUACGUCACGUAUUGUAGUUGGCACUACAAUAAAAGAAGAAGAAAUUGAAAGUGAAGAAUUCAAUUCAUUGACAACAUUUCAAUCAUGUACUACCGAACAGGAGAAUUUAAAAAAUUCUACUUCUACAAAAUCUUCUAAUCAACAAAAACUUAUGAAUUCAUACAAUCAUAUCAAAGAUCCUUUGAAUUUACCAGUUCAAUUAGGUCCACAUCUUGCAGCCGCUGUUGUACAAGCAUCUGAUGAAACUGGAACAGCAACUGCUGAUCUAGUCGCUGGUUUAGCUGAGGUUCGUCGACGACCAAUUGAUGCUAGAAAUAGACUUCGUCGACUUGAAUUAUCAUUUAAUAAUAAAGUCGGCAAUUCAAUAUCAAAUCGUUUAUCUUUACCAGCAAGUAUUAAUCUCCCACCGCAUUUAUGGCAUAGAGCUACACAAUUUUUAGAAGAACCUAUGUCAAGACGUGAACGUCGAUGUUCAUUAUCGGAAAUUGGUUUUGGAAAACUCGAGUCUUACGCCAAACUGGAUUUAUUGGGUCAAGGUACCUAUGCAACUGUAUACAAAGGUAAAAGUCUUCUAACAGAAACGUUAGUUGCUUUAAAAGAAAUACGUCUGGAACAUGAUGAAGGUGCACCAUGUACAGCUAUACGUGAAGUGAGCUUAUUGCGUAAUCUACGCCAUGCAAAUAUAGUCACUUUACAUGAUAUUAUUCAUACUGAGAAGUCGUUAACAUUGGUAUUUGAAUAUGUGGAACGUGAUCUAAAACAAUAUCUACACGAUUGUCAUGGAAUUAUGCAUUCGGAUAAUGUCCAAUUAUUUCUAUACCAGUUAUUACGUGGUUUAGCUUACUGUCAUGAACGUCGUAUACUACAUCGUGAUUUAAAGCCACAAAAUCUAUUGAUCAAUAGUAGAGGAGAUUUGAAACUGGCUGAUUUUGGUCUAGCUCGCGCCAAAUCAAUUCCGAUUAAAACUUAUUCUAAUGAAGUUGUUACAUUAUGGUACAGACCACCAGAUAUUUUGUUAGGUUCAACGGAAUAUUCUACUCAUAUUGAUAUGUGGGGCGUCGGUUGUAUAUUCUAUGAAAUGGCUACUGGUUGGCCACUUUUUCCUGGCUCUACUGUAGAAGAACAAUUGACACUGAUUUUUAAACGAUUAGGUACUCCAAAUGAAACGAAUUGGCCAGGAGUUACCAGCCAUCCAGAUUAUAGUAAAUCGCUUAAAUACGGUCCAUAUCCUGGUGAACCAGGGGGUCUUCCACAUUUAACUCCACGUUUAUCACGUCGUGCACAUCGUUUAAUGGCAGAAUUAUUAGUUUUUCCUGGAAUUCAACGAAUCUCUGCUAUAAAAGCUUUGAAACAUGAAUAUUUUAUUGAUUCUUCCCGGUUUCCAUUUCAUACAUUUAAUAGUUUAUCAGCAGAUUCAAGUGUAUUCGAUGUUCCAGGUGUACGAUUAGCAUGUGAUCCUGGACGUAGUGCCAGUCUACCGACAAAUCGUAUGAGUACCUCAAGCUAUUUCUCUUCAAAUAAUGGAUAUAAUAAUAAUAAUAUUGUAAGAUGUACAAAUUCACAAUUAAAAGUUAAUCCUCAUCAUCGUCAUUCACAAAUUGAAAUGAAUAAUUUAAUGAAACAUCGAAAUAAUCAUGAUUAUUAUCGUAAUCAAAUGUCCGGUUUAUCAAAUUGCAAUAAUGUUAAGAUGAUAGCGUCUCAAUUCCAAAGUUAUACUAACAAUAUCAAUACUACUACUAAUAAUAAUAAUAACAAUAGUAAUAAUAACAACAGCAAUAAUAAUCAUUUCUUUCCUAAAUAUCAUUGUGAAAUUAGUAAUAUACAUCCCCCGCCUCCUCCUCCGCACCAGUCUAUCUCAUCGAAUUCUAUUAAUAAUAAUAAUAAUAAUAAUAAUAAUAACAAUGCAUCUUGUCGACCAUAUUCAACAGCGUUCGAAUCAAAUUAUCCUCUCCCUUCUAUAUCGAAUUCAAGAUCAUUUAUCAAUUCGAAUCUCGUGCUUGGCCCAACGAAAUUCAAUGAUCAGUAUCAAAUCAAACCAGUCAUAGGAUCAACAAUAAUAGGGUUGGAUGUAACAAAUUGCACUACAUCAAUUAAUAAUAAUAAUAAUAAUAAUAAUAAUAAUAAUAAUAAUAAUAAUAAUAAUAAUAAUAAUGAAAAUAGUAAUAAUGCUACCACUGUUGUUUAUAAACCACAAACAGUAAACCGUUCUAAUUGGUUAAAUAUUGGACGACAAUCUUCAGGUCGAUUUGAAGAUCGCCGACGUAGUCUUUUCUCAUGAGAUCACCAUUUUAUUACAAUGUACACAAAUACAUAAAGAGAAGGAGAAUGAAAUGGCCAUAAACGAGGUGUUUUGGAACCGCUUUUUCUUCUCUCUCACAAACACAUACAUCAGCUGAUCAUGACGACGACUACUUUGCAAUAACUAUUUCUUUAUCUAACUUUUCCACUGUUUUUUUCCUUCAAACAUGUACAGUCUUCCACGAUGACUACUGUGUUGUCUACUAGUGAUAGGCAACUGAUAACUAGUGAUUUGUUAUUACCUAAUUUACUGAUAUGCAUCACAUGAUUUCUUUUUUGUCUUACUGUUCUUCCAUUAUUGUUGAUGUUUUUAACGUUUUUUUAAACAAAAUUUACUUGUGACUUGCUUUUGACUUUUAUUCAUGCAUUUUAUUUUUCACAAUGUUUAGUUAUUCUGUACCCCCUUGUAGCAAUAUAUAUAUAUAUAUAUCCUCAUUCCAGUGGUGACUUUUCAUCUGCUACUCGACCACUAUUAAAUGUUGAUGCUACACGUGUUCAACUUGUUUAUCAGUUCAUCUGAAUAUAAUAAACAUUCUUUCAAUGUUCAAAACAGCAUUUCACAAAUCCCUUGAUUAUAGUUUUGUUUUCCUUUUGUUUGUUUAUGGUUGAUAAUGAUGACUGUAUCUUUCAAGCUGAUCAGUCUCAGUCAAGUCAGUUAAUAUAUUCAUAUAUAUGGUUUCAUUUGUUUGUAUCUAUCUCUUUGCAUAAGAACAACAAUAAUCAAUAAAUAUAUAUAUGUCAAACAAUGUAUAACGAAUGCCAGAGUCAUACAAUUUCAUUUAAAUAAAAAACUAAAUCUCUUCAAUUUGUCUGUUUUUUUUCUGCCGAUAGCGUGUGCAGUUUUGCAUAUAACCAUUAC
Messenger RNA from Schistosoma mattheei, 4419 nucleotides. Lineage: Eukaryota; Metazoa; Platyhelminthes; Trematoda; Strigeidida; Schistosomatidae. The record is from the annotation of a GenBank genome assembly.